AUGAAGGCCGCAAUUACCAACCCCGCUGCCAUCUGGUCCUCGCCCUCGGUCUACGGCAUGGUCCUAGAGUCCCCAACGGCGGGACUAUGGCUCCCCCGUCGCUAUUUUGAGAAAGUCCCAGAGGACGCACCCAAGAACACCAUUAUUCUCACCAAUGGGGCGGCGGAGGCUUGGAAAGAGUUGGGUACUCCGAUUCUCGAUUAUGCUCCGUUGAGGUGUGAUUUCUUGACUGGUCAGGUUACCAGGCGGGAGGAUAUCCCGAAGAGUGAUAUUCGCCAUAUGUUCGGUCGGUUUCAGCCAGCGGUUUUCCCCAAUAACCUUGAGCUGGUUGAUAAACUCGAAGUGUUCGCGAGGCGUCGAGUUGUCACCCCCACGCAGUUAGGUGUCUAG
Messenger RNA from Aspergillus caelatus, 390 nucleotides. RefSeq lists its product as uncharacterized. Lineage: Eukaryota; Fungi; Ascomycota; Eurotiomycetes; Eurotiales; Aspergillaceae. The transcript has 3 exons. The record is from RefSeq and is a predicted model, not a curated record. Bases 1 to 390 code for a protein of 129 amino acids.